AUGUCGUCUGGCAGUAGGAAGCGUAAGUCGCCUGGCUCAAUUGAUGAAGGCAUAAAGGACCAGCAAUUCCGCACUUCCCAACAACCAGGCCCUUUAGGCCUUCUACAAAUAUUCCAGAAAGAUAUAGAUGACAUUCGGGCUCUGAUUUCCUGCGGAGUGUGCGUUAGGCCGCUCUAUGAACCGUUUACUUUGGGCUGUGGACACACUUUCUGCUACGGUUGCCUUACCCAGUGGUUCGACAGUCACGAGCGAAGAAAGACAUGUCCCGAUUGCCGAUCUCCUGUUCUAUCGGAGCCCGCCCCGGCCUAUAUGAUCCGGAAUAUUGUGCAAAUAUUCAUCACUAGAUCAGAAUUACUAGACAAAGAUGAGACAACUGCCGAGCAUCUAGAACACAAGCGAUCGGAGACGGAAAAAAUUGAGCUGGAUAAGAAAAACGAAGAUGAAAGGUGUGGCGGUUUAUUCCACGGAUACUUCAAAAAUACGACAUUUACCGGACUACCGAUUCGCGAUCUCACCGAUGGUGUUGAACGGUGCCCCCGAUGUGCCUGGGAGCUAGAUGAUGGAGAAUGUGUACAAUGCGGCUAUACUAUUGAUGAUUCUAGCGUGGACGACUACCACGGUUACGACCUGUUUGACGAAGCAUUUGCACAUCUAGACGCUAUGCGCCACAAUAGAGAAUUUAUAGGUAUAUCGGACGAUGAAGACUACGAUUCAGGCCACCCUCGCAGCGAACAUUCCCCCGAACCUUCACGGUCCAACUCCAUAGGCGAAGGAAGUUCUGACGAGUGGGAGUCAGAUGACAUGGGCUCCUUUAUUGUCGAAGAUGAAGAGGUUUCAGAGGAUUCGGACACUCCUACAACAUCGACGGUUGUUGGCAACCGUGAUCGUACAGCUGACGGUCCUGUUCAGCCUCCUACUGAAGGCGAAACGGAACCUAGUGAAAUUAGUGAUAGUGUAUCAGAAGGCGUCAGCGAACAAAGCUUCCCAGGCUUAUUUCGAAAUCCCACAAUUAUUGAGCUCGAUGACGACGACGAUGAUGACGAGCCUAUCAGACCCCAAACCAUGGCCUCUCGAAGGAGACUUCAGCGUAUAGAUUCCAGCUCUCCUGCUUCGCGAGUGAACGUGUCUCUGUCGGUAAGGAGGGGUAGCUCUGAAACGGAUGACAGCUCUUCGGACGGAAUGCACAAUUUACUACAGGAAGAACAAAGCCAAUCGACAUCCCCUCGUGGGUCCCCAUACUCAUAUAGAAUCCAGACUUCCGAGUCAGAUGAAGAAUCUUCUUCUUGA
Molecule: messenger RNA, 1287 nt
Organism: Ophidiomyces ophidiicola
Lineage: Eukaryota; Fungi; Ascomycota; Eurotiomycetes; Onygenales; Onygenaceae
Gene: PSH1
Product: E3 ubiquitin ligase
Exons: 4
Coding region: 1-1287 (428 amino acids)
Molecular function (GO): metal ion binding
Source: RefSeq, a predicted model, not a curated record